GAUACUUCAUUCUACAAGUUCGCUAAACCGAUUUCGGACGCUUUUUGGUGAGUUGUGAUAUCCGUCGACAGUGUCAAAACGAUGGCGUUUCGCGAGCAGCAGUACCUCGACCGAAACUUUGACUAUAUCUGUCGAAUGCUCGAUCUGCUCGGGCAAAACGUUCUCGAACCCAACUAUCGUCCCAACUGGCGAACCGCGUACAUCACUUCGAUCGUCGUGAUCGUCAUGAGUGAGUUGGUGUAUCUGCUGUGGACGGAACGAUCGGAUCUGUUUGCGUUUCUGCAGGUUCUACCGACGCUUCUAUUUUCAUGCAUAGGCGUACAGAACGUUCUUGUUUGCGCCUUACGGUCUGAAAAGGUUCUUGCCCUGCGGACCAAACUGACCGAGAUUCUGAAAAUCAUGGCUGAAACGGAAGGGAACGGUCCGAUUCUCUGUAAAGGUCUGCAGCUAUCUCGACUGUUGCAAAAGUGUUUGAUGGUUCUUUAUGCGUUAGCGGCAGUCGCCGGUAUAAUUGUGCCACUUAUUAUAUGGGCAGCGUGGGGCAAAAAGAUUCUUUUGUUUACGCCUUUUGUCCCAAAGGCUGACCCAAGUACUGCCGUGGGAUUCGUAGAAACCUUAGUGUUCCAGGGCUACAUACUGUUGGGAGCUGGUACAAUGUACACGGCCCACGAAUGUAUGUUUAUUGCAUUCAUCAUGCCUUACGCAGCAUACGUAAACGCAUUCUGCAACGAGAUCAAAGAGCUGAACUCGAUGUUGGUGGCCCUUCCGGAAAGUGACGAUUCCACGAUCCAAAACCAACUACAUCGGAUCGAAAAGCUGCACCAACUGUUGAUCGAGUACGUAUCCAUGCUGCAAGAUCUGUACAACUCCUAUAUGCUAAGCAAAGUAGCUUUAAUUUAUCUGGGAGUAAUCAGUGCGAUCCUCGUGAUAUUGACAUUUGCCGAUCCAAUGUCCUGCAUUUUUCUGGCACUUUUAUUCGAAAAACUAACCAAAAGCUGUCUGAUGGGAACGAUCAUCACGGUAAAGGUAGGCCUGUUUCCCUGGAUCUUGAUCUCUAACCUCAACAUCAAUGUGAAUUGCGUCUUGUUCCAGAACGAACAAAUCAUGGACCACAUCUACGACAUCAACUGGUUCCGGCUGUCCGCGGAUCAGGCAAAGCAGGUCGGCUUUAUGCUGCACAUGUCGCAGAAUCCCACCAGCAUCACCAUCGGCAACUUGGCACCGCUCAACGUCGAAAGCUACAUGAGUUUGGUCAAGUCGAUCUAUUCGUACGUGAUGGUUUUGAUUACCUUUUUGGAGUAAAUCCGGUUUAGGUAAAAAUAAGUAACUGUGCAAAUUUUGAACCAAAUCGCUUUUUAUCGUUGAAGUUUGUAUGGGAAAACAGCAACAA
Culex pipiens pallens (northern house mosquito) is the source of this 1390-nucleotide messenger RNA. RefSeq names its product odorant receptor 49b-like. Gene Ontology annotation, cellular component: plasma membrane. Gene Ontology annotation, molecular function: odorant binding; olfactory receptor activity. NCBI's taxonomy places the organism in Eukaryota, Metazoa, Arthropoda, Insecta, Diptera, Culicidae. Gene Ontology annotation, biological process: sensory perception of smell; detection of chemical stimulus involved in sensory perception of smell. The record is from RefSeq and is a predicted model, not a curated record. The coding region runs from base 82 to 1302 and encodes 406 amino acids. The transcript has a single exon.